This is a messenger RNA of Clarias gariepinus (North African catfish), 1554 nucleotides long. RefSeq names its product histone-lysine N-methyltransferase set-1-like. The coding region runs from base 671 to 1465 and encodes 264 amino acids. The record is from RefSeq and is a predicted model, not a curated record. Gene Ontology annotation, molecular function: protein binding. The transcript is spliced from 9 exons. NCBI's taxonomy places the organism in Eukaryota, Metazoa, Chordata, Actinopteri, Siluriformes, Clariidae.
AACGAUUUGCUCUGUGUCUCCCCCUUUAGUCUGGAACGGAGAUUUUUUGGGCGGGGCUACUCACACAGUUUAGUAUGCAAAAGUAUGCAAAUCAUGGUACUGCCUACUUACGUGACUGCCCACUAGAAUUGUGGGUAAUUGUGGGUAAUGUGCACAUGCGCAGUAGCUUUACUGGCAUUAGAGGUUUAAGUAGUGUUAAAUCGAAGAGGUAAGACUAUAUGUAUUUAAUUUUGUUUAAUUAGGCAUAAGCAUUGUUAAUUGCAUAUAAUUUAAUAGUUUAGAAUUUUUAUAGAAUAUGUUCAAAUAAACAGAUUAUGUAGAUAUGCAAAAAGUUUAUGGCCAAAAAUUUUUAGAUAACAAUUAAAUUAUUAGCAAAAUCUAUACAGUAAUAACAAACAGAAAAAAAUAAAACGUAUAUUUUUAAUGUAAUUUAUGUACUUAAUAAUAAUCCAUAAAUUUGCGGAGUGUGGUUAUGCUUUUUAAAAAUCUUAAAACGGUGAAUGAAGUGCCUGAGGCCGAGAAUACUAGAUUGUAGUUUUUUUUACUGCGCUAUUGGUCCGUACACGCUACACAGGAAGAGAAAAAGAACUACAAUACCCAUCUCCAUUGCUUAUCCUGCUAAAAGGUGGAAGCCAAAGGCUAUCGGUCUAAUGAGCGCUGAGACGAGGAAAUGCACCUAAAUACCACAACAGAGUUAAAAAUGCCACGAAGGAUCAGUCCCCGUGCUGAUGCUGUGCAUUAUGCAACUACAAAGAGUGAUAAGACAUCAAAGCUUGAUGUGAAAUACAUCAGUCCAGAGAAAGGCCGUGGUGUCUUUGCACUAGCAUCAUUUUCUAGAGGCGAUUUUGUGGCUGAGUACAGAGGAGAAAUGAUUGAUUUCAAUGAAUCUCAAAGAAGAAGAAGAAUCUACCAUGAUAAAUGUGCUGUGUUUAUGUUUGACUUUAAAUGGAAAGGAAAAACAUGGUGCAUUGAUGCUGCAAAAGAAGAUGGAUCUUUUGGUAGGCUGGUUAAUGAUGACGACAAACAUCCAAAUUGCAAUAUGAAGAAGAUUGAAGUGGAUGGAAAACCCCAUCUUUGCCUGUUUGCUGUAACAGACAUCAAAGAAGGAGAUGAAAUUACUUACGAUUAUGGAGGAACAGACUGGCCUUGGCGUACAAAGGUUAUGAAGGACACUACUGAGCACAAUGUGCAUGAGAAGCAGCAGCAUGCUUUGCAGUCUACAACAGGGCUUGAUGAAAACACUGCCAUGGAUUCAUCUGUAACUGAGCAGGUUAUGAAGGACACUACUGAGCACAAUGUGCAUGAGAAGCAGCAGCAUGCUUUGCAGUCUGCAACUGGGCGAGAUGAAAACACUGCCAUGGAAUUAUCUGUAACUGAGCAGCAGUCUUUAUCAGAAGACUCUGAACAAGAUAUGCGCAUACCAAGGUUACGGAGGACCAAAAGUAUCAUUAGGAGAUGGAGUUAAAUAAUGAAGUGAUGAGCGAGGAGGGUGAAAACUGUGAAGAACACGAAGAUACACAGGCAAAUGUGUGUGCACCACCAUUAGACACUGAA